AUGGAUCCUGGCUUGGGAAACGCCCAAGCUGUCCAAAACGACUUUGAUGAUGCGGUCAAUGAAUACAUACGACAAACUGGGGACGACAUCAGGGCGAAAAAGCCGCUCUCGAAGGAGGAAAUGAGAAGAGAAAUGGCAAAGAUUUCUACGGGGUCUGCAGAUCACUCGCUUCGGAUGGCGUUGGACUUUCUGAUGAAAGUAGGGGAGCUCGCCAUAGGAACAGCCUCAAAUGCGUGGCCACCAGCAGCUCUUUGUUUUCAAGCUCUCCAAAGCCUCGUUGAUGCAAAAGACCACUAUCAACGAUACUUCAGUGUGAAAAGUGUUCGUGGCUCCUUGGAUCAGAUCUUGACCGUACUGCAAGAUGUCUCCAAGUACCUCGAAGGUACCAAUCUGGGUGCUCAGAUAGACGACGAACUCCACGAUCUUCUACGCCAGCGCUUGGCUUACUUCCUCCGAAUGUGCGCAAUCUAUACCACGGUCCAGAAAAACUCCAAGAGGGCCAGGGGAAUCGUCAAGAACCUCUACAUGACUGUUGCUGGACGCGACGGUGGCAUUACGGAGACCUUGGACACACUCAGGAGUUUGGAGGACCGAGAAAAGAAAUAUCUCGCCCGGGACACCUGGACGAUCACAAGAGCCUUCUGGGAUCUCCAAGCCAAGGAUACAUUCCAACAACGCAAGCUUCAUGCAAUCAUGGCUGGACUGGGCCUGAGCGAGAAGGACCCGGUGUGGAACAGUUCGCUUGAGAGACACAUCAAACUACGACAGAACUUUUUGGGAAAUUCAGGAGCCUGGCUACUGGAUAGCAAAAGGUUUAGCGAUUGGAUGAAGCCCGAGACCACAAAGCAUGUCUUCCUGCUGCAAGCAGAGCCCGGGAAUGGGAAAACGUAUCUCUGCUCCGAGGUUGUGGCAGAGCUCGAACGCCGACGAAAAGAGCGACGAGGAGAGUCGAAUCCCUCCUGCCGGUCCGUCACUGCCUAUUUCUACUUUGAGGAAGGCAGGAAGUCGUCAGCAUCCAGAGGCAAAGAGGAAAGAGAGACGCCAAUUCGCGAUGCGUUUGCUGCUAUCUUGUGGCAGCUUGCGAACCUCGAUCCGGUAUACCAGAACUUCGUCCACUCCGAGUGCACCAACAGCCAGAGCAAGCCUGCGACCGGAAUCGAGCUCUGGGAUAAGUUUGUCACUACUUUCUCCAAUCGCGCAAGGAAUGAGGGACGGAGGAUAUUCUACAUUGUUCUCGAUGGAAUAUCGAUCAACCACAGCAAGAGCUCCGAGCUCAUCGGCAUCCUGAAGAGGGCCACACAGCUCCGCGGCAAGCAUAUCGAAGCGAGGUUCUUCCUCUCUGGUACAGAACAUGCGCUGGAAAACAUUGGUCAGACUCUCAACGAGAGCACUGACGUCAUCAAAGUCUCUGACCAUAUCACGGCCGACAUCCAUGCUUUUAUUGGCUCUCGCAUGAAAGAACUAUUCAAUAAAGGCAGCAAGGAGGAAACUGAGAUUUUGAAAAAACUCGAGGAGAAGUUGCGGCAAGAUUACAGUGGGGGCUACCAGCAAGCGGAAUCUGCUUUGGACGAUAUCAAAAACGCGAUUGGAAGCAUGAGUGAGCUCCAAAGGAUUCUCGAUCGCGAGCCGGGAAUCAACCUUGAGUGGCACAUCAAGAGGCUCACGUCGAUUCUGAGCAAGGAAGAAAUCGAAGAGGUCAAUGACAUAGUCAUAUGCAUUGCGCUCUUAACAGUAUGGCCGAGCCUCAAGCAACUGGAGACGUUUCUCAAACUGCGGGAAGGGUUGGAUCACGACCAGGUGAAGUCGAUCGAAUUCUCCGGACUCCAGGAGCGACUGCAGGAAAGAUACUCUCAGCUCUUCCAUCUCGAAGACGACGAGGACCAGAUAGUCAAGUCAAAAGACACUAUGGAUUUUUUCCUGGAGCGAGAGAGAAGCCUCAAGGAUGGUGCCGCCAGACUAGCCGGACUGCAAAGUGGCAACGACCGAACAACGCAGAAUCAGCUUCACGAGUCCGAGAUCGCUACGGUUGAGAAGAUCAUCAACUCUGUUUGUGGCGACGAGGUAUUCAAACGGUUCCAUUUCGAUGACUUCUUCAAGAAAUUAAGGGAUCCGCGAAACUCGUUGAGCGCAACAAUCCAGUUCAACAGUACUGAAGGUCAUAUCGAAAUCAUCUAUCGAACUCUCAAGGCAGCUUGUGAUGAAGCCAGGGAACGGUACAGGAGCCUCCACGAAUACGCAGCCAUGGAUUUGAUGGACCAUCUGGGACAUGUCACGCCACCACAGCUGGCUACCACUUCGCCCACUAAAACGAAAUCUAUCAUGGAUAACCUCGUAGCGUUUUUCAAGGACAAGGAUGUUAUACGAGCUUGGUUAAAUCCCUUCAGCAUCCAACGAAUUCCUUUUCAUGCAAGGUUGGGCGACUUCGAUUCCAUCGACAACGCUCUUCUAUUGUUGAAUGAGCCUUCAUUGAUGCCAAAGGAUCUAUCAAAGAGCUCCGGCACGCCAGGAAAGGAAAUCGAUACUCCAACAGAAGGAGAGCAGGGCUCUGAUGUCGUCGAAGACUCUUCAACGAGCCUGAAGUACACAAAAGCAGGGUUGCUCAAGACUCCUACGGAAGUCUUGGCAACCAUGUGGCUCCUGGAAGAGACACAUGAUGUCCGGGAUGUAUUCUGCUGCUUUGGUGCUUUCUGUACGGCGUUCUUCCCUGAAAGUGGAAAAAGUUUCUAUCGGGAUAUUUAUCUUGAUAACGAUGCGGAAACGGUCUCCACGCUGGAAAAAUACGCCGCACGAGUCCUGAAUGUGACAGACAUCGAUCAGCACCUGAAAGACCAUCCCACUUCGCUGUGGAACCUAAGAGUAGCCGAGACCUACCUGGCAUGCGGCCAUGCAGAAGAAGCCAUCACAAGAUGCAAAGCUGGAGACCCAACUUCAUGGCAGAUAAUCUGGUGCACCGCCAGGGCACAUCGUCACCAAGGCGAAGUCAAUCAAGCCAUCAAGGUUCUGGACCAAAACUGCGAUAAAAUCAAGGACCCAACCUGGCGGAAAGCCCACGCAAGUGCAUGGAGCAGCAUGGUCUCCCAGCUGUUAUACUGGUAUGACUAUGCGGGAAAAACUGAAAAGGCCAUCACCUUUUCUCGAAUUCUUUGGAACAUUUACAAAAACGACCUAGAGGUCCAGAAGCUUGCGCUGCAGCGAGUCGAUCCAGCAUCCAAAAACAUCGAAGCCCUUAGAUCCUUCUUGAAAGCUUACGAUGCCCCGGUCGAUCUGUUCCACCACUGCGCCGACGACUCCAGGUUCCAUGACAAUGUUCUGUUGGCACUUCAGAAUGAUUUUGGAGGCAUCAACAAGCACUACCUCGACGCCAUCGACGCACUGAAGAAGACAGACAUGAAAAUCAACGGCACGCGUACAACGGAGAGGCUUGCAUGGCUUCGAUUCUACUACGGCAUGGCGCUGUUCCACUUGGACCGCCGCAGAGAAGCACAGAUUGUAUGGGAGGACAACACUUCCGAAAUCCGCGAAAACCUCCAAUCGGAGCCUGGGGAGCAGCAGUCGCUCGUCCAGAUCUACGCGAGAAACACGGAAAAGCUGGCUGAAUGUUACAUCCAGAUGAUGAAGAAGUCAGAGAUCGGUACCAACCAAGCAUACGCAUUCGCCUUCAAGAUCGACGGAAGCAUGGGCGGCGAUUACCCAUCUUCGGCGCAGUCGCACAGACUGACUUUUGCGCUCGCUCGCAUAUACUCCUUCAGCGGCAUCGACUUUCUUGCACGAGAAAGCCUGAAGGGCGAAGUCCGGAGCGCUUUUCAGAUCUUGACCGACGACGUGGACGAGAAUGACUGGGAAGGCUAUUGGAGGCUGUGUCAGGUUUUCGUGGCGCUUUCCGACCAUGACAAUGCCCGCGUGGCUUGGUCGCUGAUCACGCAAGAAACCCUUUACGAGGCGGAGUUUUGUCGCGGCGACUGUAAAAGGCUUUGGAGUGAUUGGGGAGAAAAAGACCUUCAUAUCUGCAUGGACUGUGCAGAUGUCCGUCUCAGCUCUUGCUGUCUAAGAAAAUUGCAAGAUGGGUUGUUGGAAAAGCGCAUUUGUGGUAAGGACCAUAGCUUCAUGUCAUUCGAGAAACUUGAUACCGCAAGAGCAAAGAAGUUCGUGGAGAAAGGAGUUGUACCUGGUAGCGACAGACAGAUUCUUGAUUGGCAGAACGAGGUUAGACGGCUAUUCGGACUCGAGGAGAGGACUGAUGGAACAGCGGACCCAAGUCGUUUGCGAAAAUUUGCAAGGCGACUGGUACCAUGGUAG
Molecule: messenger RNA, 4296 nt
Organism: Diplodia corticola
Lineage: Eukaryota; Fungi; Ascomycota; Dothideomycetes; Botryosphaeriales; Botryosphaeriaceae
Product: nacht and tpr domain protein
Exons: 3
Coding region: 1-4296 (1431 amino acids)
Molecular function (GO): protein binding
Source: RefSeq, a predicted model, not a curated record